Molecule: messenger RNA, 1887 nt
Organism: Cajanus cajan (pigeon pea)
Lineage: Eukaryota; Viridiplantae; Streptophyta; Magnoliopsida; Fabales; Fabaceae
Gene: GSH1
Product: glutamate-cysteine ligase
Biological process (GO): glutathione biosynthetic process
Molecular function (GO): glutamate-cysteine ligase activity
Source: RefSeq, a predicted model, not a curated record
GUAAGGAAAGAAAGAAAUAGUAUAAUAGAUAUAGCUAAGAAGCUGUGUCCGAGUGAACGAGAAAAAGACCCUUCUUCUCCACUCCACCUUCUCUCUCGCUCGCACCAAUUCCUCAACCCUAACGUUACUCCUCUCCUCAAGCAACCGCCAUGGCCGUCGUUUCGCGCUGUGCCACGUGCUCGCGCCACACCUUCAUACCACACGAGUUCGAUAGAAGAACCACCGUUGCCGCCGCCAGCAGCUUCUGCUACUCUCCCAAGAAAGCUCCGCAGAGGAUUGUGGCCGGGAGUACACGUGGCAGUAGAGUGAUUGUUGCUGCGAGUCCUCCCACCGAAGACGCACUAGUUGCUACUGAACCACUCACCAAGCAGGAUCUCGUCGAUUAUCUCGCCUCCGGUUGUAAGCCCAGGGACAAAUGGAGAAUAGGUACUGAACAUGAGAAGUUUGGUUUUGAGUUUGGAAGCUUGCGUCCUAUGAAGUAUGAGCAAAUAGCAGAAUUGCUGAAUAGUAUUUCUGAGAGAUUUGACUGGGAUAAAAUAAUGGAAGGUGAUAAAAUUAUUGGACUUAAACAAGGGAAGCAGAGCAUAUCAUUGGAGCCUGGUGGUCAGUUUGAACUUAGUGGAGCCCCUCUUGAAACCUUGCAUCAGACUUGUGCUGAAGUUAAUUCGCACCUUUAUCAGGUUAAAGCUGUUGCCGAGGAAAUGGGAAUUGGAUUUUUGGGGAUUGGUUUCCAGCCAAAGUGGGGAAUCAAAGACAUACCUAUAAUGCCAAAGGGAAGAUAUGAAAUUAUGAGGAAUUACAUGCCCAAAGUUGGCUCUCUUGGGCUUGACAUGAUGUUUAGGACAUGCACUGUACAGGUCAAUCUAGACUUUAGUUCUGAAGUUGACAUGAUCAGGAAAUUUCGUGCUGGUCUUGCUUUGCAACCUAUAGCAACUGCUCUUUUUGCUAAUUCACCCUUUAAAGAGGGGAAGCCAAAUGGUUUUGUCAGUAUGAGAAGCCAUAUUUGGACUGAUACUGAUAAGGACCGCACAGGCAUGCUGCCUUUUGUUUUUGAUGACUCUUUUGGGUUUGAGCAGUAUGUUGACUAUGCUCUAGAUGUUCCUAUGUAUUUUGUCUAUCGGAAACACAGAUAUAUUGACUGUACUGGAAAGACCUUCAGGGAUUUCUUGGCUGGAAGACUUCCUUGUAUUCCUGGUGAAUUUCCAACUCUCAAUGAUUGGGAAAAUCACUUGACAACUAUAUUUCCUGAGGUCAGGCUGAAAAGGUAUUUGGAGAUGAGAGGUGCUGAUGGAGGGCCAUGGAGAAGGUUAUGUGCUUUACCAGCACUUUGGGUAGGGUUAUUGUAUGAUGAUGUUUCUCUACAAAGUAUUUUGGAUUUGACAGCUGAUUGGACAACCGAAGAAAGACAAAUGUUAAGGAAUAAGGUUCCUAUAACUGGUCUUAAGACACCAUUUCGAGAUGGUUUGCUGAAGCAUGUUGCUGAAGAUGUUCUAAAGUUGGCAAAGGAUGGCUUGGAGAGAAGAGGCUUCAAGGAAUCAGGAUUUUUGAAUGAGGUUGCCGAGGUGGUUAGAACAGGUGUUACUCCAGCUGAGAGGCUUUUGGAAUUGUAUCAUGGAAAGUGGGAGCAAUCCGUAGAUCAUGUGUUUGAAGAAUUGCUUUAUUAAGGUUGUAUUAUCUCAACAUGUCAGUGGAUGAUUAAUUGUGUAAUCCUUUGGUUAUAGUUCUGGUUGUCUCUCUCAUGAGCUUCAUUUAGAUUUAGGAAAUAAUUUACAUGUAAUUUUUGCCUUGAGGCUUCUCAUAUACCUUUUUUGGAAACAUGAUCUGAUCAAGCUGACAUAAUUUAAGUUACAAGUUUCAAAAUCCAUCAGCAUUAACAUUUUUUUCUUA